UUGCAUUUCGGGGGAAAGACGCAUCUCUGAUACUGUCCGAAGCGGCUGAGGAGGAUCCCAUUGCGGCGAGGGAAAAACGCAGUUUGGGCGCAGACGCUCUGACGGUGGGACAGUCAAAAUGAUGCGUAGGAGGUGAAGCGUUGAGCCGUAUUGAUGGAUGUGUUAACAGAAAGCAGUCUCACAUUGAUUGUGAAGACUUCAGAACCAGAAAAUGCAAGUGCAGAGAAAACAGGGAUAUGUGAGCAGAGCGGUGAUCUGAGUCUGUGCGGCCUUGUUGAUGCUGCUCUCCCUCCAGCCUCAUCUCCUCCUGCCGCAGAGACUUCACAGCAGGCCUGCCAAACUCACCAGAGGACCACGCCCACAUCACCAACACUCUCUGUUCCCCUUGACACUGACUCCUCUUUGAGUCUAACAGCAACCCCUUGCCCCCCCACUGAUGAUGCGCCGACUGUAGUCCCCCAGCUUCAGCACACCCCCACUCCCACAUCACUUCCCACUCAAGCUGUAAGCUCUUGGGACCCAAAAGGAGACACCCAGAAGACGUCUCUUCUGCUGCCUGUUGCACUCCCUCUGUCAACUACAAUGAUGGAGCCUGGCACGGUGUCUGUCCUGACGGAUGAGUGUCUUCUUCAGCCUACACGCACCUGCCUCGGCUGCUUCAUCGAGACCCGGGAUGCUACUGACCCUAAUUCCAUCCAGAACCCACCCCUCGACCCAAACACCAACCAUGACACAGAGACUGGGUUAAGUGUGAGGAUAGGAGAUGUGAGCCGAGAAGACUUCUCUGACAUCAACAAUAUCAGCAUCCAGUGCCUGAGCCAUGCGGGGGAGGCAGUGAGUCAUUAUGGUGAACAGCUCCUCUCUGACCAGCUACUUAGCUUUCCUCUGCCGAAGGCCCCAGGUGAGGGCAAGAGAGAGGAUGAAAACAAAACAACGGAGGACUGCGAUGACCCUGAGGAUGAUGUGACAGCUAAAAACCUGUAUGAGGGACUGUUAUUGGACAAAGUGAGCGGAGAGGAGGUUCUGCUGGCCAAUGCCAGCCAGGACUGGGGCUACUUUGAAUCCUUCAUCAGCGAGAGUAAAAUGGAACUGCUGGACCUGUGUUCUAAGAAUGAACUGUCAGUCAACCUCUUCUCUGAGGAAGAUGUUGACAAUCUCUUUGAUGAUGAAGACGAUGACUCAACUUUGAGUAGUGAUGUCUGUUCAUUGAAGAUUCGUUACGAAUCUUUCCAGGACAACAUGAGGGAAAAAACAAAUGUGCUCCAAGAAGAGACACAGUUUAACUUCUUCCCGAGUGUCCUGGCCAACUGUGCCAAGAAAGAGGAGGGAGCAGGAGUCUUGAGGAGGAGUGUUGAGGAUGCUCAGCCCAAAACUAAUGAGCUAAUACUGGAGACAGGACAGGAAGAAAAGGUGGGGGACUGCAGUGGUAAGAGCCCCCUUGAUGGUUCCCAAGGGUCACCCAUGUCAACACCCAAAGUCAACUACCUAAUGGACUUCAAUUCAACAGAGGAGUCAGGUGAAUUCAGCGAUGACAGCUCCUGCACUGGCUCCUCCUCAGACACCCUGCAGGAGGGCAGAUUUAAGAAGGGCCACUCAAAGAGAUUGCUCAGCCCAUCUAACCCUCUCAACUAUGGUUUGCGCUCCAAGAGAAAGGUUCGAUACAGUGAUGAUUACUUAUAUGAUGUUGAUUCGCUUGAAAGUGAGAAGAAUGCAGAGAAAAAAGAGAAAGUUCCUACGGGUCAAAAAGAGGAAGAGGACGUAGACUGGUGUCCUAAGAAGCGUCGGAAAUCAUGUCGGAAAGAGCCACCAGUGGUAAUCAAGUACAUCAUCAUCAACAGGUUCAAAGGAGAAAGACUCAUGUCAGUGAAACUGGGCAGGUUGGAACCUGUGGAUGCUGCUGUGAGUUUAAACACAGAAACAGUAAGCAAAUAUGAGAGACUGGCUCCUCUGAAGGAUUUCUGGCAUGAGAGGCAAAGAGAGAGACAGGAACAGCUUAAGCUGGCUGCCAGAGAUAAACAACAACGCGGCGUUCAUCUAAACGGACGCCAUCAUCGUCCUUUUAACUCUAGUCAUCCAAAAAGAAAAUACAAGAUAGCAAACAGGCUUAAGGUUCAGAGGAUUCACACUGUGGAGCAAUCAGCAACAGCACAGGGCUCCCCUCUCUCUGAUCAGGGCCAGAGAGGUGUCAGUAAAGAAGAGGCCACCCCCACGGUAGCAGGAAUAACAGCAGCCCCAGGCCUCCCAGUGACAUUAGACACAAACUCCAUCAUGCACACAGUCACAGCCAAGAGCCGCUCCCAGGAGAGAGAGGAGAGGGAGGGGAGGAGAUUGGGAGGAAAUAAAACAGUCAGGAUAAGGAAAUUCAAAAGCGAAGCCAGGCUGAGGAGCAAGAAAAUGAAAGAGGCAGAAGGAGAGGAGGGGAGGAGCGUGACAAAUGAAACGGAUGCCUGUGUCGCUGCGGCACAGAUUGAGGACCUUACUGCUGAGUUAGAAGAGGCAGGCAUUAGCUCAACCACAGUCAAAGCCCAUUUCUCUGACAAUACCACCACAGCUCACACAUCUGAGGAGAGAUUUCCCUUUGUUUCGUCCAACUGCUCUCCUGACAAAGCUCCCUCAGAGGAGGAGGUGGAGGCGGGUGUCCCUGUCAUCCCAGGGGGCUACCUGCAGACCCUGUUAGAUGCUACAGACUCCUCCAGUGGAGCAACUAUCCCUUAUUUCCCCCAGCAGUCCUCUAGGCAGCAGUAUCCACUGGGGCUAUCCCUAGAGGAGAAACAGUUUUCUUCUCUGCAGCUUGCUCAGAGCUGUGUCCUCUCCCCUCCCUCCGAGUCAGAGCUACAACAAUCUCCCCAGAACUGCCCCAGCUUCCCCAGUAUGUGGCACCCACAGCUAUGCCCAAGCCACAGCCAGAGCUUUGGGCCUGAGACCCCUGAGACUCCCAUCUUACCCAACAACUUCCCAGCUACAGUGCCCUUGAAUGACAACAUGCCAGUGUCUAACUACAGCCAGCUGAGCCCUGAGGCUGACAGGCUGCUUUAUGAUAAGAGCUACCUGACUGAGUCUGGGCUGCAGCCUGGGGCAGAUCUGCAAGUGUGUCAGGCUGCCUGUGUGGAAGGCCAGGUGCAAUACCAGAGAGGGUCCCUGUGUACAGACAAUGGCAGGCUCAUCAGCUAUGACUCAGUGGGUUCUCUGUCAGCCUCCUCCAGCAAUUACAGCUCCCUCAGCCUCAAGUCUUGUGAGCGAGAGGGUGAGGAGGAGGGCCGAGACAACUUCUUAGCUCAUUGCAGUCCUAAAGUGGUGAUUCAGCAGAGUGUGGAUGCCCUUACCCCACUCAGGGAGUCCUCAGACCUGCUGGACAUUUCCAACUUCACACCCGACAAGUUUAGACACUCAUCACUGUCAGAGCUUUCCCCACCUGAAACCCCAAAUCUGUCCCCGCAAGUGGUGGGACGUGAGAUGAAGAUCUCGGGCAAUGUUGGAGAAUACCAGGAUGUUAAUGAUAUGACUAUGGAUUGUAAUAGGGAGGCAAAGUGGAACUGUGAUGUUAUGCAGCAACAAGAGCACACAGCAAAUACAUACACAGCGGAAGACAGCCAGUUUCCACUGCACAACUUUAACAGUCAAGAUGUUUUAACUAUAGAUAAAAAGGAACUGGGAGCUACAGAAUUUGAUGAACAGACCGGUGAAACUUUGGCUGGUGCAAAGAGCAUUAAGUCAAAGAGGAAAGGCAAUUGCAAACAAACAGCUGCAGGACAGGGCCCGAAGAAAGUCCGGGCUCCCAGAGCUGCUAAGUCAGAAAAGGUCAAAACCCCCAAACAGAACUCACGUUCCACCAAAAAGAUAAAGGCCAUGUUGGAGGGUAAGGCAGCAAAGAACCAAGCAGGUGGUUGUGGCACAGGUCUGACUGACAGUAGUAGCAUUGGGGAGUGGUCUGGCACUGGCUGGUCAGAGAGCAACAGCCUGGUUGGAGACGACCAGAGAGAAUUUGAAGAGCCCUCCAAUAUUCUGUCCAACAUUGUCUCUGGCAUGGCUGAGGUCCAAAGGUUCAUGAUGGCCUCCAUUGAGCCACUCUGGAAUCCAAUGUCUGAGGCCUGCAUGCCCUCUGAGGCCAAUAGUCUCAACCUAAAGACCCUCAAAAUCUUGGCAGGCACAGAGGCUGACCUGAAGAAAAAAGGAGCCGCGCUAACAGGGGCCGGGAGAGGCAGAAAGGCAGGGGGAAAGGGAGGGAAAAACCAGGCCAAAUUUAAUGCUUCUCAUCCCUUAUUCCCCCAGCUAGCUCUGGGCUGUAACAUGUUUGACAAACCCAACUUUAUUAACCCCGGCCCUGCACACAAAAAGCUCUACCGCCACAAGACCAGUGCAAAGUUCCCUCGAAUUGAGACACUGAAGGGGAAGCGAGCUGAGAGGGACCCAAAUAAGGACUUAGCACUGAUGACCUCUUUUGAAAAACUGAGGUAAUAUUUUGUUAUCAGCUGCUGUUGCACCCCCUUCUCACUAUUCCCAACUACCUGCUCAGCACCCCUCCCAAGCAUACCCACACUGACGCUAUGCCAGAGCUGCAUGAGUACUUCGCCCCCCCACCCCCCCCCACCCCCGACUACUCCCACUUCCUUUUACCCCACUGCCCCCAGGAGGAAAUUAAUAUCUGCAUGAAAAAACUUCUUGUACUUUGCAAACUACCUAUUGAGUGAUUGUGUCAAGCUUGAUUGAGAUUUGAAACGACCAUGGCUGCAUUUUUCUUGCUUUCGUUGUUUCUGCCUUGUUUGUUCUUCUUAUAGUCAGUUUUGUUUUACUUUUGUCUGAAAAAAAAAAAAGAUUAAGCCUUGAAAACAGUUCUGUCGCCUUUUUGAGGAACUUUGUUUUUGUAUUUUCUCAGCAGAACUAGCUCUCCCCCAGAUUAAUGUAUUUAUUACCCUUUUCCCUAAAGAUGUAGCUAUAUACACAAAGCAUUGAGUGACAUCUACACACCCCUCCUCCUCAUCUGUUUUUGUAUGCAGAAUAUGGAUGUCCUGUUGUUGCUGUCCUUCAUACACUGCCUGGCUCAUUUCAAGAGGGAAACCUACAAAUAUUGAGCCCUAUUUAAGCUCAAGACAUCUUGAACACACAAGAUGGGACCAUUUUGUAUUGAUGACAUAUCAGACGUUGUCUUUUUUUCCCCCUCAAGGUUGGAAUGACUGUCCAUUUACUUUUAUCAAGCAUUUCUUUUUCUUCUGGAGUUAAGAGGAACUGGUUAUCUAAAUUUACAUUUUUACGCCUUGCCAAUUCAUAAAAGCUCCACCCUCAGAGUAUUUUUGUCAAUGUUGUUGUACAGGGACAUGCAAUAUUUGCAAAAAAAGAUGAUUAUAAUCUUAAAAUCAAUGUGCCAAAAGUAACAAUGCUGUGUAAAUGACCUCUUAUAUAUGUGUGAAUAUUGGCUGUUCCUCUUUUCUAUCCAUUGGAGUAUUGGCUGCUCGGGUUGGAGACUCCUCACAGAGAUUUGCCACCACAGGAAAUCUUUAUUUGGGACUUUUCUCUCUUCUCUGAUGAAAGGCACCAACAGCUGGCAGUGGUACGCCACCACUCACUAAACCAAAUCAGAAAGACUUUGAAUUCUCCUUGUUUCCCCCACUUUGUUUGCCAAAUUCAAUUUACCUCAACAUCGCCUGGCACUGAGAAGCAACAAAAGAGAGGCAAAGGGGAGAUCUGCUCUGAAGGUUACAGUAGAGGAUGAAGAUGAAAAACGAGAGGCUCAAAUGAGCUUUCUCUGGACCAAGGAAAGGGUAGUGCAGAUGUUUUAGGGUAAGCAAGGAAUUUAUACUGUAUGUCAGUCGGGGCUGUUCCCCACUGAAUAGUUGUUUUAUACUGAAUAAUCAAGGCAGUUUAUUACUCAUAGAGAUUCUGAUGCACACAUCAGCCGUGAAUGGACAGGACAUUUUUGCAGUUAGGCUAAAUGUGAAUGUGAAAGCAGUUUUCAGUAAAAAUCAAAUUAGUAAUCUUGUAAAUGAAGGAAAGCAUGUCUUUGCGUUAACUCCACUUGGGAAUCUUACUCAUAUCUUACCUUAAAUGGUAAUUUAAACAGUAAUUAUUCUUGACAUCCUCAUGUAAUGUAUUACUUAACACUGCCAUCUUUUAUAAGUUGCACCAAUGGUGAAUUUUCUUUCUGAUUAUUUUUAUUAAUUCUUCUUAUUUUUUUACAUGAUAUCAAAUUUGUAUUUAUUUCUUCUGACUGCACUUUUAUUUACACAUUGACUUUUAGUGUCAUCUCAGUUUGGAUGGGUUAGUAUUUGGUAAAAAAAUAUCGUCAACUAAAAAUCAAGGCCAAGUAAAGGUAAAAAAAACCGUGGUGCUAUCUGAUCCUGCAUAUUCCCAGGCUAUUAAUGUAAAUUACUUUGGGCUCAUUCACUGCCUCACUCCUUAAAAAUCCACCUUGAAAUGAAAUGAAUCAUACAAUCAUGUUUGAUAGACUUUAAAAUGUUUGGAUUAUAUAUACUGAAUGAACUUAAGGAGAACACAGAGCCCCUCCUACAACAUUUAGUCUUUCAGUUAUUAAAGGAAACAAUUGGCCAAUAGUUUGUUUCUGUUUUGAACAUGAAUUUGAAGCACAGCUGUUAGAUUGCUCAGAAAUAUGUGGACACAUGGAGGCUUGACGUAAAAACAGGCCUUGUCACAUUGGAUACGGUAAUUCUGACGCACAGGUGAUGGUAAUUAAUUGCUUGCAUAUGGCAAGAAUCAUAAUCAAUCUUUCUAUCUCUUUUUUUCUCUCCUCUCCGCCAUGAUCCUUUGUUUCUUUUCUCCAGUGUAUCAGGGUUAGGACCAAGACAAGCUGCUGAUGGGAAGCUCCACAUGGGCUGCAAGCCCAUUAAGUCUGCCUUCUCUCAUUUCUGCCUAUUGUCAAAUUGAAUGUACUUUCUGAGUUCAUAGUUUUUAAUUUUCUUCUCUCUUUUUUUUUUUGGUAAAAAAAUGUGCCACUGUUGAGCUGCCUCAUGUUAAUGGUGCUAAGAAAGCAGACAAUUGUUUUAUUUUAUUUUUUUUGAUUCUGUUUGUUUACCCAGAUUUAAAAAAAGAAAUGCAAAGUAGAUUAGGUACCUAACCCUCUUUAUGAAUGUAUAUUAUAAUGUUAUGUUUGAUGUAUUCACUUCAUGAUUCUUUGACAUUGAUUGGAAUUACUUUUGCUCUUUUAAUUAAAAGAUUACCGAGCUUUAUAUAUACUGUCUAGAGUUGUUACAAGAAGGAAUCUUAAUGAACUCUUGACACUACAAAAUCUUGUAUAUUUUUUGUGUGCCAAUUUGUAACAUAUUUUGUAAGUGUAUAUUUUUCUUAGAAAGUGCUGUGAAGUAUUUGUGUGUGUGAGUAACCUUUUAAGCGCCUCUGUGGGCAGUGGAAAGGAUAUAAAAUGACGAGUUUCUGGUUUUAAAAACCAAAAUAUGAAAGUAUCAACAGAAAACUAGAACUAUUUACAUUUUGUUGGGAGUUUUGUAAUAAGACCAUGAUCUUGUUGUGAGAGUGUUGUGUUACUGUGAAAACACAAAUAAGCAAAGAAAAAAAAAUGAAAACUUGGAAAAAAUAUAAUUUGUGAACAAUUUGCUGUUUUAUAGAUUUUCAUGUAAAUUAUUUGAGUAUUAUUUUGUUUUUUUUGUUUUGUUGUAACUGUUGCAAAGGUUUUAAAUAUUUGUGAUCAAGCCUGUACGGUGACAAUGUAAUAUUGGUAACUUGCUGAGUUUUGUAAUAAUGUUUAUGGAGUAAAUAUACAAAUUAAAAUAAGAUUUUGAAUGCUGCUUUCUGAAGA
This is a messenger RNA of Labrus bergylta (ballan wrasse), 7762 nucleotides long. It is a transcript of the gene nexmifb, whose product is annotated as neurite extension and migration factor b. Gene Ontology annotation, biological process: negative regulation of cell-cell adhesion mediated by cadherin; negative regulation of neuron migration; negative regulation of cell adhesion mediated by integrin. Lineage: Eukaryota; Metazoa; Chordata; Actinopteri; Labriformes; Labridae. The record is from RefSeq and is a predicted model, not a curated record. Gene Ontology annotation, cellular component: nucleus.